Messenger RNA from Cephus cinctus (wheat stem sawfly), 801 nucleotides. RefSeq lists its product as uncharacterized. The record is from RefSeq and is a predicted model, not a curated record. The transcript is spliced from 6 exons. The coding region runs from base 125 to 781 and encodes 218 amino acids. Lineage: Eukaryota; Metazoa; Arthropoda; Insecta; Hymenoptera; Cephidae.
UUGAGGCGUGAUUGUAGCAACGAAUUUGUCGGAUGCAGAUCAAAUUACUUAUAACUUUAACCAACAGUAUCGCUUCUUCAGUUAAAAACAAAUAUGUAAAAUCCUUUGAGUGCCAAGAUCCAAGAUGACGUACGCAUAUUGUAGAAAAACGAAAAUUCCAGAGAUCGGCCUUGAGUAUGAAAACCAACCACACAUGAAUUUCCUUAACUUAUGCGAAGCAAUAAAUCAUUUGGACGAACAGCAACGUAGACAUCAUUUAAUUGAGAUCAUGAAUGCAUUUGACGAUGAAGGUACAAAGUGGACAGGCAGUCUCAAAACUAUAUUUGAAUUACCUGACGGUACCAUUAAGAGGAGCAUCGCCCUUAUCGAUUUCGAUAAAUCGGGGAAUAAAUAUCUUAAACAACUCAGCGCACAAAAUGAUGAAUGCGGAAAUGGAGUAUUUAAAUUCUAUAGAAUUUUGAAAAUCGAUUGUACCGGGAAAGCAAUGAUCCAUGAAAAUAACUUAUCGCCUGACAAUUGUAUGAUUAACAUUAAUUUAGAUCAAAGAUGCCCCGAUAUUUUGAGUUCCACUACUACAUCCGAACUGAAACGACCAGAUGGCUGCACGGAAUUGUCAGUCCUCGUGGCAAUAAGAAACGAAGCGGAUGACGACACAGCAUUUAGCAAAAUAACAACUUUAUUGGAUUUUUGCGGUAACGAAAUUGGUUCCCAAAAAAAGACAUUUAUGCGUGAUAAUUGUGGAAACACGUUUAAACAUCAAGAAAAUCAAAAUUAUAUUUAAAUUCAAUUAAUGUAUCAAAU